AUGCCCCCACGUGCUUUCACGAAUCCGGCCCCGAAAACUGAAAGUGCUCGCGAGGCUGUCAAAUCUUUCUAUUGCGAAUUAUGCAGCAAAGGGUACGCUCGAAUGAACGAGUAUGAGGCUCAUCUCUCUUCAUACGACCACUCUCAUAAACAACGUCUGAAGGACAUGCGACAAUUAACACGCGAUCCGAUGGCCUCUAGCAAAGCUCGAAAGGCGGAAGCGAAAGCAAACUCGCAGUCUGGUUUGAUCUCAAUAAAGUUGGGUGGAGAAACAAGCUCAAGCACUGGAUCUACUGCUGGAGGUUUCAAGAAAGGGGGGUUCAAGAAAUCGGGAUUUAAAAGUGCUUUUGCCCCGGCUGACGGGGGCGGAGCUGAUGCACCCGUGAAUCAUGAGAUUGAAGAGAAGAUCCAAGUAGGCAGAAGCCUUGGAGUCAAGGAAGAUGGCUUAGAAAGCGAUACCGAUGACGAACAAUACGGGUAUGAGAUGUACGAUCCGAGAUAUCCUACGGAUUGAGAGAUAUCGCACAUCGAAGAUUCUUAUUCAUACGAGCUACAGCCUCGAGCGGAGUAUAGUCCGAAGGCUCGAAAUCCCUCAUAAAACUCGCAUAGCUUUGUUUUGCAUGAAAGUUCUGAUGGAAGAGAGGGCAUAUUACACCAGCAUCAAAGCAUCGAUUCUAUGCAUCCCGACGAAAAGAUAUGAACAUCCAUGGCCACAUAUACGGACAUCAAGAUCAGGAUCUCUAAAUUGGAGAGUUCCAACUAGCCAGAAAACAUAAUUACCUAUUGUAUGUUGGCAAAGCACUAUCUUUUCCCAGCGAGAAGAUUAGUAGUUGACCUCAAACACGAUCCCUUGCUUCUGGCAUUGCGAAAAGCGAAGAGGAACGAGGAUUCGAUGAGCAAAGGAAUCCUUGAGCAUUCAUUGCGUCUCUUUCUACUUUAAAGGGCACAUUUGUUUGAGAGCGCUUCAGUCCUCAAGCUCCACGUGAAUGAUUGCCUACCUCUGCAAGUGGCUCUUCAAUGUAGAGCAUCACGACAAAUUUCGAGUGGUCAAAAUUGAAGAGGCCAAUCUGGCGUCUAGAGCAUAAUUAGGUAGCGUUCUAGUUCAAGUUGAUUGGUUCAAUGAAAGAUUACACUCGGAAAGGAUGAUAUGCGAAGGUAUUCGUGACAUCCAGAGGGUGAAAUUCGGACUCAAAUGACCAGAAUAGCAAGAAUGAAUCAUGUUUAGCAAUACCUUUGUCCUACGAGUCGUUGUCAAGUCUUUAGACGUCAUGCGCUGCAUGCGAAAAUGAGCUGCGAAAGGGUCAUGAACUUAUUCAUAUAUGCGAUUUCUACGUGAAGGUAGUUCCCUGCCCAUUUAGCCAAUUUAAUCGAUUACAAUUGUUGAAAGAAAUGAACAAUCUCUUGCAAGAUACCUGUCCU
Messenger RNA from Botrytis porri, 1418 nucleotides. RefSeq lists its product as uncharacterized. The record is from RefSeq and is a predicted model, not a curated record. Gene Ontology annotation, molecular function: zinc ion binding; nucleic acid binding. Lineage: Eukaryota; Fungi; Ascomycota; Leotiomycetes; Helotiales; Sclerotiniaceae. The transcript has 3 exons. Bases 1 to 513 code for a protein of 170 amino acids.